GUCGUACUCCUCGCUACAUUCCUCGCAGUAGCUCGUGCAGGUAUCAUCGGCGCGCCCCUUGGUGCUCCACUUUCCGCUCCCUUACAAACUAACUACAUCCACCACCCAAUCUCCUACGCAUCUCAACCCUUCCCCGCUCCACUCACAUACGCCGCUCCUGUAGCCAGAGUAGCAGCUCCUCUUGCAGCAUCUUUUGGUUACGCCGCGCCAAUUGCCAAAUAUGCUGCUCCAUUAGCAUAUGCCGCACCCAUUGCUAAAAUAGCUGCCCCAGUAGCAGUUGCAACACCAGUCGCCAAAGCUGUAGUUAACGAAGAAUACGAUCCUAACCCGCAAUACUCUUUUGGUUACGAGGUUGAAGACCGUUUGACAGGUGACAGCAAAAGUCAAAGCGAAACUCGAAAUGGUGAUCUUGUACAGGGUUCUUACUCUUUGACCGACCCCGACGGUACCCGUCGUACCGUAGACUACACUGCAGACUCAAUUAACGGUUUCAACGCAGUCGUACGCAAAGAACCACUCGUAGCCAAGGCUGCAGUAGUCGCCGCUGCACCCGUAGCUAAAAUAGCUGCAGCUCCAGUCUUCCACGCUGCACCAGCACAACUUGCUUACGCUGCACCAGCUCAUUUUGGCUACGCUGCGCCAGUAGCUAAAAUUGGCGCACCAUUGGCUGUAGCUGCACCUGUAGCUAAACUGGCUAGUCCAGUGUCGUACUCUACCUCUUUGAUCCAUUAAUAACGAAGUGAUAAAUUGUAAAAUAUUUUUGAAAAUCUUAAAAAACCAACAUGGAAACAG
Psylliodes chrysocephalus is the source of this 792-nucleotide messenger RNA. The record is from the annotation of a GenBank genome assembly. Lineage: Eukaryota; Metazoa; Arthropoda; Insecta; Coleoptera; Chrysomelidae.